Periophthalmus magnuspinnatus is the source of this 2886-nucleotide messenger RNA. RefSeq lists its product as uncharacterized. The record is from RefSeq and is a predicted model, not a curated record. NCBI's taxonomy places the organism in Eukaryota, Metazoa, Chordata, Actinopteri, Gobiiformes, Gobiidae. The coding region runs from base 21 to 2726 and encodes 901 amino acids. The transcript has 13 exons.
GAUAAGGAUUAAACACAAGCAUGGACUUAGGUUAUAAAGUCCUCAUUUGUGUCACCUUGGCUGUCCUUAAGUAUGCAUUUGCAGUUGAAAUCCAUGCCAGCCCAAACACAGCCACAACUCUUCCAUGCAAUGUGACAUUUCCUGAUGUUAUAAAGGACACAGUAAAUGAGUCUUUAAUUCAAGCAAGCUGGGUGAAAAAUGGCUCUGAAAUUGCCUCAUUUCGAGAUUCUAUGUCUCAAAUAAAUGAUGAUUUCAGUUGGGAUGUGGCCAACUUUCUCAAAGGAGACUUUUCACUGACCAUUAUAAUGGCCAGUCUCACCCUGCAGGGAGUGUAUGAAUGCGCCGUCAUCUACAACUCCACACAGCUGCACUCGGAUAAUGUUACCUUCAGUAUUGUGGCAUCUCCCACUUUGGACAUUCCUCAGCAAUGGGUCGUACUGGAGAGAGAAAACCAUCUAAAAUGCAGCGUGUCUGGUUACUAUCCACCUCCCAUAUAUUUGUCCUGGACAAAAAAUGGGCAAGACAUUCAGCCACCAUAUCAAAUUGAAGGUGAACAAACUGCUGAUGGUUACUACAGAGCUAACGGGAAUCUGACUAUUUGGCCUUCAAGUGAUGACAAAAAUGAUACCUUUGGAUGUAAAGUGUUGCAUAGUGGUGUGGAACAACAGCUUGAAUUUCAACUUAAUGUCACUUAUGUUCCCAAGAUAAAGCUGUCAGCCGUGCCCACAGCCUCCAGCAAAGACCCUCUGACUAUUUACUGUGACAUUGAAAGUUUCUACCCUGAAGACAUGUUUGUAUCCUGGCUUCAAAAUGGCACCGCUUUGCCUGAAUACCCUACACUAGACCAAAAUCCAGAUGGGACCUACACUACUAGACGAUUUUAUACAUUAACCCCAAAGCAGAGGCAGCAGGGUGGGGAGGUGGGGUGUGCCGUGGACCAGCCCGGAGUGUUACAGGCGACCAGGACCUCAGAGAAUCUCGAGAAACUGGACCCCCAAGAUGACACUCCUGUUCUGACUAAAUCUGCCAAAGCUUCUGUGGCAUUGAUGGUUAUAUCACUUGUUCUGGUUUUUCUACUUUGUUUUGGAUUUUCUUGGAGGAGACGAGAUGAAAAAAAGAAAUCUUUAAACAUCUCAGGGAUUAUUUUGCCUCCUCGUGUGAUUGUGGGCCAGAAGGGAAGAGUCACCAUAAGCAUUGAAGGAAGGAGGGUCGACCGAGUCCAAACCUCAUGGUUUCUCAAUGACACCCCCAUCUUUGACACCUCCAUUACAGCGUCAGAAAAGGGCCCGCUGCUGCCGCCUAGAGUCCAAAUGGGUUACUACAAGCUGCACACCCAGGCCCCACUGCACUCGACCAAGAGCGGCACCCAGCAGCUCAUCUCUGCCCUCACCUUCAUCCCGCAGAUCUCCAUCCAUAAGGGGGCAGUCUUCAAGUGCCAGGUGUCUUAUGUUGGAAAAGACAAGAUAGUGGAAGAAAAGGUGUCAGAGAAAUUCACCAUUCUCUCUGAACCCGACGUUUCUGAAAUCCAACUGGCAGAGACACCAAAUGAUCCAGAUGUGAUCAGCCUGACAGUGCGAGCUUCACAUUUCCAUCCAGACGUCAUCACUUUCCGCUGGUUCUGUCAAGGGGGUGAGCUGAGCCCCGUGGCCUCCCAGGCAUCGUCCUCCCCUCGGCCCAACUCUGAAGGCUUCUUCUCAGCCUACAGUCAAUGCAAACUUCCCCGCUCCGAGCUGGAGAAGGGCAGCACCAAAGUGUGGGUCAGUGUCCAUCACAUUGCACUGAAGCAGCCUGUAACACGCGAGACAAGAGGCUUCAUAAAAAGACCAUGUGUGUCCGAAAUCAUCAGUACCACUAACACAGACCAAAGUGUAACCCUGGGAUGUGAAAUCUCCGACUUCUACCCUCCAAAUGUGUCUGUGUCGUGGCUGAAAAUGAGGGAAGGCCUGCAGGAUGACCGGGAGGAAGAGCUGGUCAAAGGAGGAGAGUUAUUUGGUCCUUUGCAAACUCAUCCUCACCUUUACAAAGCCACAGCCACUCUGAGAAGACCCCCCAGUCUAGACAAACAGCAGAGAGAAGCAGGCAUCAUCUGCAGAGUAGAGCAUUGUUCACUGCCAGAGCCCAUCGAGAGACUGUGGAGAAAUGUGGACUCUGGGGCUCCAUACAUACCUCCAUCCAUUUCUGUGUGUUGGAGCAGUGAAGGCGUGGGGGUUUUCUCUCUCCUCCUGAAAGGUGGACAUCCCAAAGCCAAGUUGGUCUGGGCAGCAGGGGGCGCUACACUCUUGCCUCUGGAGUCUAGUGAAACAGAGGACAUUGGAGAUAAUGGGCAGAGGGAGCUGAAAAGUGUGUGUGCUCUGGAAAGGUCCACAGGUCCACUGAGGCUGCCAGAAAAGGAGAAGCACAGAAAUGGACACGCAAUAAAAACUAAAGCAGCUGUCACAGACCCCUACACUGAAGGCAUUCAGUACAUUGAUGAGAAAAUCGAUGGAGAAAACAAUAACAUAAGUCAAGACGAAGACACAAAAUCCAUUUCAGAUGAGGACAGCGAUAAAGACGAGCAGGACCCAGGCGCCUUGCACAUCAACAGAGUGAGCCUGACCCACAGUGGCCCCCGAGACAGCGAGAGAGCACGUCUGCGGGUGUGCGUGCAGGUCUCUCACCCUGCCCUCAAGCUUCCUGUGUACCGAAGCUGGACAGAGCCAAAUGAGGAAAUGUCUUCAUCAAUGUAAUAGCCCUGAUGUUAAAAGUGUCAGUUUAUUUCACAUUGUUUAUAUUUGGAACUGGUUUAAGUGUGAUAUUUAUAGAUUUAUGUUUUAUUUUAAAAUUGUUACAUUUAUCUUAUUUAUUACCUCAUGUUGUCUAAUCGCCAUUCCAGAUAUUAUGAUUUUA